Molecule: messenger RNA, 385 nt
Organism: Racocetra persica
Lineage: Eukaryota; Fungi; Glomeromycota; Glomeromycetes; Diversisporales; Gigasporaceae
Source: the annotation of a GenBank genome assembly
AUGAAUUAUCUUCAAGAAUCUUACUCUAUUACGAUUCAGCACAUAAAUUGUAAAGUGAUUGUCAUUACUGAUGAUGGAGAAUCAUCAUAUACUUUGGAGAAUUUUGAUAAAUCAAUGAAAUUGGAAGAAGUGCGCAAACGUUUAUUUUUUGAUAAGAAUGUGUUGAUGGGUCAAAAUGCAAAUUUUUGUUAUAAUAACAAGAAGAAAAUACCUAUUACUGCCGAAAACAAUUGCGUGCUUGAACUAAUAUUGAUUCCACAAGAUGAUGCUUUCUACUUUUACAUAACUAAAGACAGAUCAAAACCUAGUUUUCCAGAAAUCGCACAACGACUUGAUUUAGAUAAGGGACUUAAGAAACAAGAAGACGGUACUAUAAUAGCUGCAG